AUGCCUCCUUGCCUUCAGGUCGCUGCUGGGGAUGUGGAUGCCGAGACUGCGCCGGGUGGGCGGAAGGCUCGUGGUGGGCGGAAGGCCCGGGGUAGGCCGCGCCUCACCGAGUCUGACCGGGUACGACGACGCCUCGAAUCCCGCAAGAAAUACGACGAGCGGCGGGUCUACCUGGGCGAGUCUCACGGCCCGUGGGUGGACCUGAGGCAGCGCAGUGGCUGGAGUGACGCCAAGCUGGCGGCUUAUUUGCUGGAACUGGAACGAGAACAGCGGGCCGGGCGCCGCGGAAAACCAUGGGAGCAGAUGCCUUAUGAGCCACAGCGAAAAAAAAGAAGAAGGCGGAAUGUGAACUGCCUGAAAAACACAGUCAUCUGGUAUGAAGAUCACAAGAACCGCUGCCCAUAUGAGCCUCACCUCUCUGAGCUGGAUCCCAACUUUGGGAUGUACACCACAGCUGUGUGGCAGUGUGAAGCAGGGCACCGCUAUUUCCAGGACUUGCACUCACCACUUAAACCACUCAGUGAUUCUGAAAAUGAAUGUGACAAUGUUGCCAAUGGCACUGGAGCUGGAAGCUCUGAGUCUUCAGAAGAGAGCUCUAGCUCUGAGACAGAGGAACAACUGGGGAAUCAGAAGGACAAGUCCCAGGUUCAGCAACCCUCAGCAAAUGCAGAGGGAGAGAAUGCCAGUGGGCUCAUCACACAGGAUGGCAUCCAUAUUCCAUUUGAACACCAUAUUGAGGACUUACGAGCAGAACAGGGUGCUAACAUGUGCCACAAUCCACCCCUCAAUGGUCCAGAGACAAUGGAAACUGUGGUAUGCGUGCCAGUGCCCAUGCAAAUGAGUUCAGGCCACGGAACUCUGUUUGAGAAUGUUUCACAAGAGACACUUGGUGAAGUAGUAGCCAGCUGCCCUGUGCAGGGUAUGAUGCAAGGCUCACAGGUGAUCAUCAUUGCUGGACCCGGCUAUGAUUCUCUCACAGCAGAAGGAAUCCAGCUGAAUGUCACCAGCGCAGGAGGAGAGGAGCUGCCUUGUGCUAUGAUUGAGGGCGUAGCAGCUUAUACUCAGGCAGAGCCUGAGAAUGGACAGCACAGUAGCACGGAAAGCAUGGAUUACAUCAAAGCCAAAAAAGAAAGUGAGGCACUUUUUAAACUCAAAAAAGAAGAGCAUCACCCUCCAACAGAAAUAGAAGCAUCCUGUGAUUCAAAACCCGCCCAUAAGAGUGGGGAGCAGGAACCAGAGCCUGAACCGGAGGAGGAGACAGAUGGAAACAACAUGUCAGCCAUUAUUUAUGAGAUUCCAAAGGAGCCUGAAAAGAGGCGGCGGAGCAAAAGAGGUCGUGUCAUAGAUGCAGAUGGCAUGUUGGAGAUGUUCCACUGUCCUUAUGAAGGAUGCACCCAAGUCUAUGUAGCACUUAGUAGCUUCCAGAAUCAUGUUAAUCUCGUUCAUCGGAAAGGAAAGACGAAGGUGUGCUCGCACCCAGGUUGUGGCAAAAGGUUUUACCUGUCCAAUCAUCUCCGAAGACACAUGAUAAUUCAUUCAGGAGUCCGUGAAUUUACCUGUGAAACUUGUGGUAAAUCCUUCAAGCGGAAGAACCACCUGGAAGUCCAUCGCCGGACACACACAGGAGAGACGCCUCUCCAGUGUGAGAUUUGUGGCUAUCAAUGCCGACAGAGGUCUUCUCUCAACUGGCAUAUGAAGAAGCAUACCUCAGAAGUCCAGUACAACUUUACUUGCGAGUACUGUGGCAAGCGUUUUGAGAAGCUGGACAGUGUCAAGUUCCACAAACUAAAGAGCCACCCAGACCAUAAGGCUGCCUGAUCCUGAUCGUGAAUCACUUUAAUUAUUAUUCCUCCAAAUAACCUAAACCAGCUGAGGGCAUGUCUUGCACAGCCACAGCUGAAGACAUGGUGUGUGCUUCCCACAGCACAAGGAUCUGUCCCUCUUGUUAGGAAGAUACGGGGUAGCUUUUUAAGACCAGACGGUGACUGACAUAAAAAGCUCGUGCGAAUGUCAGUGUGCUCAGGGUGUUCGGACAGCAUAAAGUCAAAUCAUCCUAUAACUGGAGAUUAUGGUGCUAAGCUGUCCUGUUCCUCCAAGGGGGAAAGAACAGUGGAAACAAUAGCCAAGAAUAAUCUUAUCCAACUGAAGUAUACUUUGCUAUCUGCUGAGCAGCACCUUCUACAUUUUAGCCACCUGAUACUUGACCUGAAGGAGGAGUGCAGCUGUGAAAGGUCCAGUUCCAUAUCACGUAACUAUGGAGAGACUGCUUCCAAUAUAAAACUCCAGUCCUAGUUCAUGUGACUGUUUUAUAUCUAUUGAAAACAGUGUAAGAAAAUUAUUGGCUCAUACGCAUUAAUUCAGUUUCCUUGAAAUGGUUGAACAUUAGUCAUAUAUUGGCCUAAACAUGGUUCUUCUGCCAGGAACUAUUUUCCCCUUAACCUUCAGGGCUAUUGCAUUGGAAGACAAUCCAGAGUUGACAUUUUUACCCAUUUCCUUGAAAUAUUGGUGUCCUGUAAAGUACAGAUUCUGAUACCGGGUAUACUCACACUCCAGCAAUAAGUUCCUUUAUUAUUCUGGUUAUCUGUGCCCAUCCUCUAUGGUUUGCCAUAUUCAUAGUCUUGUUUGCAAAUAAGAAAUUGCUAAAGUUUAAUCCCAUAGGUGUAUGUUUUUUUAAUUAUACUGAAUAUUAAGAGACAUGGCUUUUGUCUUUAAAAAGUGCCAUUUAAUCCUUAGGACUAAGUUAAAAGAUACAAAAUUGUGUGAAAAUGGAGAUUUUUUUUCUAUAGUUGAAACUUGACAUGGUUCUGUGAGAGCGUUCAUAAGUGAGUGGGUGUCAUUCCUCCCCCCCCCAACCCCCAAAAUAACCCUUUUUGAGGGACCUGUCAGAAGGCAAAAGAGCUUAGUUGGGUCGGGCUUCUGUGUGGGGUUUGCCAUUCUGGGAUGGAGGGACAGGAAGAGCUCCUUUCUGUUAGUUUAGGGUAGUUGUACUUUUGGAGGUUCCUUUGUGUGGCUGUUCUUGUCAUAUUCUUCAAAGAUGUACAAGCCAUUGGUGAACGGAAUUUAAAACCUGCCAAACUCUUGCUUCCUGUUUCUUGGAGUUGCAGGUGCUAAAAUGGACAGACCCUCCAAAUGUUGUUGCACUCCAGCUCCCCAUCAGUCCUGGUAGCCAUCAUUGUCAGUGGUGAAGGAUCAAGGCAAUCUGGAGACAAAAUAUAACUUAUAAUCAGCCAGGGAGGCUGACUGAUUGCAAUUCGCUGGUUCUCUCCUUCUGCAUCUCUUAACCCAGGCAAGGAUCACUCUGAAAUCCAGAUGGAUUCAGAUCUGAGUAGAAGGCAAAAGGCGGGUCUGGAGGGAUUCUUAAAGGAGCACAGUGGCGUGUUCACAGGCAAAUCAGAGACUAAGCAGUGAUGAACUUUCGGGCUGAAUAUACACCACAAAGCAGCUCACUGUACCUCUGAAGAUGCCAGCCAUAACUGCUGGCUAAACAUCAGGACAACAGAAAACUAGACUUCGGCCAUUCAGCCCAAAAGCUCAUUACUGCUUGUUGACAUCAGCCAUGAAAGCCUACACCAGUAAACCAGUAGAACACAGGAUCACCAUUGGAGAUGCAAGACCCAUUAGGAAAAAGCAUGAUCAUAUCCUCAAACAGGCGAGAAGCACUCUGGAGAAGGAGGUUCAACACAGCAGAACCUGGUGAUGCUGAACCCUCUCAAUGAGUGGGAUGUUAUCUUGGUGCCAAAAGCUAAGGGGGAGGUUAGAUUUUGUGGACCUAAGUCAGUUAAAUCAUGUCAUAAAUAUUUAUAGUUAUCCUAUGUACACAGUUGAUGAUUUGCUAAGUAAGUUAAACAGGUGUAGGUACUUAUCCACCUUUGAUUUAAUGCAAAUCCCUUUGGAGGCUAUUUCUAGAGGGAAGACAGCCUUUAUUCUAUUUUGUGAAAAUG
This is a messenger RNA of Python bivittatus (Burmese python), 3941 nucleotides long. RefSeq names its product zinc finger protein 653 (gene ZNF653). Gene Ontology annotation, molecular function: transcription coregulator activity. NCBI's taxonomy places the organism in Eukaryota, Metazoa, Chordata, Lepidosauria, Squamata, Pythonidae. Gene Ontology annotation, cellular component: nucleus. The record is from RefSeq and is a predicted model, not a curated record. Gene Ontology annotation, biological process: regulation of transcription by RNA polymerase II.